Cephus cinctus (wheat stem sawfly) is the source of this 4379-nucleotide messenger RNA. It is a transcript of the gene Hem, whose product is annotated as membrane-associated protein Hem. NCBI's taxonomy places the organism in Eukaryota, Metazoa, Arthropoda, Insecta, Hymenoptera, Cephidae. The transcript has 2 exons. The coding region runs from base 247 to 3615 and encodes 1122 amino acids. The record is from RefSeq and is a predicted model, not a curated record. Gene Ontology annotation, biological process: cell morphogenesis; cell migration; neuron projection morphogenesis. Gene Ontology annotation, cellular component: SCAR complex.
GUCUAGUAACUAGUUUAAUUUCAGAACAUAUUCCAGUGUACACAGUGCUGUUUGUUAUGUCAACAUUUUUUCGUUGGUUGAACAUGAAUUAAGAAGAACAGAGACUAACCAUUUGGUAUAGUCGGAACGCAUCCGGUGUUCAGGGAGCAGCCCAGGGUGGGGUCUGCUGUCAUCCAAAAACAUUGAAGUCAUUGAAUUAUGACAGUUUAGUGAAGAAACUCGUUUCUGCUGUAAUUGUGAAGCAUCAUGGCACGUCCUAUUGUGCCAAGUCAGCAGAAGCUGGCUGAGAAACUCACUAUUUUGAAUGACCGUGGUGUUGGUAUGCUGACACGUAUCUACAAUAUCAAGAAAGCUUGUGGCGAUGCCAAAUCCAAGCCAGGAUUCUUAUCAGAUAAGACUUUGGAAUCAUCAAUUAAGUCUAUCGUCAGGAAAUUCCCUAAUAUAGAUAUCAAAGGACUUCAGACUAUCACUAAUCUUCGCAAUGAGAUCAUCAAGUCUCUCUCAUUAUAUUACUACACUUUUGUUGACCUCCUGGACUUCAAAGACAAUGUUUGCGAACUCCUUACAACAAUGGAUGCCUGUGGGGUUCAUAUGGAUAUUACUAUUAAUUUCGAUCUUACCAAAGGAUACUUGGACCUAGUCGUUACGUAUGUGAGUUUGAUGAUUCUGCUUUCAAAAGUGGAAGACCGCAAAGCUGUUCUGGGUUUAUUUAAUGCAGCACAUGAAAUGGUACAUAGCCAGUCCGAUCCGAGUUUUCCUCGCUUGGGGCAAAUGAUCAUGGACUAUGAUGCUCCGUUGAAAAAAUUAUCUGAGGAAUUUGUACCACAUUCCAAGCUUCUGAAAAAUGCUCUCACUUCACUAUGGUUAAUAUAUCCAGGUAGAAAUCUAUCAGCAGAUACUUGGAGAGCUGAUCAAAAAUUAAGUUUGGUUGGUAGUCCUGGGCAGAUUCUUAAAGCAGCGGCAACCGAUACAAUGUCGUGUGAAACUUUAAGCUUAGACAGGAUUGAAAGAUGGGUUAUUCUAGGCUUUACACUCUGUCACACAUUUCUAAGCCAGGAAGAACCUGGCAAACUUUGGACUACAGCUCUGGAAUCUAGUUGGGUCUUGGCAUUAUUUAGAGACGAAGUAAUCUACAUACACCAGUAUGUACAAGCCUUCUUCGAAAGUAUGAAGGGUUACAGCAAGAGAGUGUCCGAAGUGAAAGAGUGUUAUAAUCAAGCCAUACAAAAAGCUGGAUACAGGCACAGAGAGAGAAGGAAAUUUCUACGUACCGCUCUAAAGGAACUUGGCCUAAUCCUAACCGAUCAACCAGGACUAUUGGGACCAAAAGCACUACUGGUACUCAUGGGAUUGUCACAUGCCAGGGAUGAAGUCCUUUGGCUUCUAAGACAUGGUGAAAAUCCUCCCAUCCAAGGCAAAGGAAAAGGUCGUGGCAGUGAAGAUUUGGUAGACAGACAACUCCCCGAAUUACUAUUCCAUUGCGAGGAGUUACGAGCCCUGGUCAGGAAGUAUUCUCAAGUCCUUCAGCGUUACUACGUGCAAUUCCUUUCAGGAUUCGACGCACCUGCGCUUCAUCAAAUGAUUCAGAAUCUCCCAGUCUGUCCCGAGGACGAAGGUGCAAUUUUGAGCGACAUGUGCUCUACCAUAGCAAGCGUCACCGUCAAACAAGUCGAGGACAAUGAACUCUUCGACUUCCGGGCAUUCAGACUCGAUUGGUACAGACUACAAGCUUACAUGUCGAUCGCCAAGUGCAAUAUGAAUCUCGCCGACAAUCGAGAACUUGCCUCAUUCAUGGACACAGUAAUAUUCCACACAAAAAUGGUAGACAAUCUGGAUGAGAUGCUAGUAGAGACAUCUGACCUGUCAAUCUUCUGUUUCUACAGUAAAAUCUUCGAGGAUCAAUUUCACAUGUGCUUGGAAUUCCCUGCUCAGAAUCGCUACAUCAUAGCCUUCCCAUUAAUUUGCAGCCACUUUCAAAGUUGCACUCACGAGCUCUGUCCUGAGGAACGUCAUCACAUCCGCGAGAGAAGUUUAUCAGUAGUAAACAUGUUUCUAGAUGAGAUGGCAAAGGAAGCCAAAAAUAUCAUAACCACCAUAUGCGAUGAGCAAUGUAACAUGAGUGACAAGCUGCUGCCAAAACACUGCGCUUUAAUGAUAUCCCAAGUAGUGAAUCGCAAGAAAAAAGAUAAGAACAAGAAAAACAUGUAUGAAAUUCAUAAACCUGGUAUCGAAUCAUACAGAAAGACCAGAGAGGAACUUACCACGAUGGAUAAAUUACACAUGGCUCUUACUGAACUAUGUUACGCAAUCAAUUACUGUCCUACGAUCAACGUCUGGGAGUAUACAUUUGCACCUAGAGAAUAUCUUCAUCAACAUUUAGAAAAUAGAUUCGCAAGGGCUCUUGUUGGGAUGGUCAUGUUUAAUUCAGAUACCAGUGAAAUUGCUAAGCCAUCUGAACUCUUCGUCAGCGUCCGUGCUUACAUGAACGUCCUUCAGACAGUUGAGAAUUACGUCCACAUAGACAUCACCAGGGUAUUUAAUAAUGCAUUGUUACAACAGACUCAAGCCCUUGAUAGUCAUGGCGAGAAGACUAUCGCAGCCCUGUAUACCCAGUGGUACUCUGAAGUUCUCUUAAGAAGAGUCAGCGCAGGUAACAUCUGUUAUUCUGGUAACCAGAGGGCAUUCGUUAGUCUUUCAGUGGAAGGAGCGAUUCCAUUUAACGCUGAAGAAUUCUCAGACAUCAAUGAACUUCGAGCAUUGGCAGAACUUAUUGGUCCAUACGGGAUGAAGAUGCUGAAUGAAACACUCAUGUGGCACAUAUCUAGCCAGGUACAGGAGCUGAAGAAGCUAGUGGCUGGUAACAAAGACGUGCUCGUCGCUCUAAGAACAAACUUUGACAAGCCGGAAGUCAUGAAGGAACAGUUCAAGAAGCUUCAGCAUGUGGACAACGUUCUCCAGAGAGUGACCAUCAUUGGCGUCAUACUGAGCUUCCGACAAUUGGCUCAAUCCGCCCUCGUAGACGUUCUUGAAGAGCGCAUACCUUUCCUUCUGAGUUCCAUCCUGGAUUUCAGACAUCAUCUUCCUUCGGGGGAUCCCAUGAGAGUCGUUUCGGAAAUGACGUCAGCAGCUGGUCUAACGUGCAAAGUGGAUCCUACUCUAACGGUUGCACUAAGAGGUCAAAAGCCUGAGGUCGACGAGGACGAGCAUCUUCUAGUUUGCCUUCUCAUGGUCUUCGUUGCAGUUUCCAUCCCUAAAUUAGCUCGCAACGAGAAUUCAUUCUACAGAGCUUCAUUGGAAGGCCAUUCAAAUAACAUACACUGCAUGGCUACUGCUAUCAAUAAUAUAUUCGGUGCGCUGUUCACAAUAUGCGGUCAGAACGACAUCGAGGAUAGGAUGAAGGAGUUCCUGGCACUGGCAUCCUCCAGUCUACUGCGACUCGGUCAGGAAGCUGACAAAGAGACAACCAAAAAUCGCGAAUCUGUGUAUCUUCUAUUGGAUCAAAUUGUCCAGGAGUCACCUUUCCUAACGAUGGAUCUUCUGGAAUCCUGUUUCCCCUACGCACUCAUACGUAAUGCGUACCAUGAUGUCUACAAAAUGGAACAUUCUCAGCCCUAAAGGAUUUAUCCGUCAUAAAUGUAAAAGGAGUUGUACCACGUCCUCGCUUACCACGGGACUAUUUUCUUACUCAAUAAUCCACGAGAUGCCAAAAUGAUUCUGUGGAUAAAAAUCGUAUCGCUUCGAGAUCGAGUAUCCGGAGUGUUAAAAAUCAAAUUCGAAAUCUCGCUGAUCGGCCGAGGCUAAUUUAUUUAUUUAGCUGAUUUAUAUACGUACGUGUAUGUACAGACGCGUGUCUUCAUUCGGUCGAUUCUUGUAGUACGUGUCCGUUUUGUUUCAUGCUGAUGAUACAAUGGCGAUUGAUCAAUCGCACGAGGCUAAAUAUAAUUUAACAAUUAUCCUAACUUCAAUCGACAUGCUCAUUCGCUGUCAUGUAGGUCUACACGUGAUUACUCAGUGUUACAGCCGGAAAGAUAUCGUAUUUUAUUAUUAUUUAAACUACUCGUAGCUGAAUUAUGAUGAGCAUCCGGUGUAGAACGGAUGUCGAUGCAUUUUCUAUGAACGUAAACGACCCUUAAGUCGAUCUUUAGGUAGUAUACUUUAGAUUUCCAUAAAUAAAAACAUGGAAUAACAAGAGCAAAGAAUCUAUGUGGAUCCAUUAGAUUUUAGUUUAUAAGCAAUCCUUGCGACGGAGCGUAGCCUCAUUUAAAUUUCAUCAUGUCAUUACCCUGUUGGACGGUACGGAAAGAAACGUCCAUUUUUUCAUUGUAACUAUUUUAUAAUACUAGUUUAUAAAAUAAAUAAAGGCGUCACGAAACCAAUAA